GUUGCCGCCCUCAAUCCACUCCACUUCCGCUCUUUCUACCUCCCUACCGUUGCCCCGCCGUCUCGCGUCUCGAGUCUUGAAUCUUUAUAUUGUUGGAUACCUAGGAUGUUUCGGUCUGAUUCGUGCGUUGUCUAACUGUCCUUAUUCGCUCGCGUCGCUGAUUUUGACUGCGCUUCUCUGUUCUUUCCUUGCAUUUCGGAACGUUGCGCCGGAAUACUCUUGCUGCCUCUUACAAUCUGUGAACUCAAAACUCCGCUAUACCUUGCCCCUGCUUUGGAUUUGAUCAUCCACACUUGUGCCCACCCAUACCAUAUCGUUUCGGAAAUGUCCACCGACGCCCUACUGCUGUAUAGCCCGCGAGCUGUCGGCCGGCGCGACUCCUCUGGAUCUCAGACGCCCUCCAUGGCCGGCUCCACUCGGCACCUCAUCCCCAAUAAGACGAGCGGUUUCACAUCCUCCCUCCAGCCACCCUCUGCGCCGUUCCUAUCCUCGUCCUCUCCUUCCUCUCCGGGCAAUUCCCGACCGUCCUCACCUGCCGGUAGCAUGGUCUCUCUUGCGCACAACUAUCUCCCGACCAAGUUCUCCUCGCAUCUGCUUACACGGCGGCGACCCAAAGGCUCGCAGCGGAUCCCAGGUCUUGCACGCGGUGGGGGUGUCGACGCGUUCCGUGCCGGCGCAUCGCGUAUUCCGGGGGCGGGCGAUGAAGACGACUACACGUCGUCUGCUUCCAAGUCGAUGUUCUCCGGUGCUGGCCGAGGCGGGAAAAAAGUCCGUUGGACGCGCUUCAAAGUGAUCCUGUUCAUCGCCAACCUGAUCCUUAUCGUGUACUCGCUUGGGUCGCUGGUCACACUGUUACUGGUGUACUUCCACGUGUUCCGCGAGUCGGCGGUGCUCCUCAUCGCAAACAAGACCGAGCUCGCUUUGAGCACCUUGGCUGCGGCGUUCUUGUUCUGUGUUUCAUUACUCGGGCUACCGGGCAUUUUGCUCAAUAACCGGCCGUUUUUGGCAGUGUACACGUUUCUGCUCUGGGUCGGGUUUGGGCUGAUGGUCGUGCCUGGAUACAUCACCUACAAACACCGGAAUCUGAAUCUCGAGGGAAAAGUCAAUCAGCAGUGGAGUCGGGGCCUGAGCUCGGAAGGGCGAUUGAUCAUCCAGGGCGCACUCCAGUGCUGUGGAUAUUUCAGCCCUUUCGUCGAGGCGACAGUGUCUGCUACAUGCUAUUCACGGUCCACCCUGCCUGGCUGCAAGAAGCCGUUUUUGGAUUUCCAGCGCAGUGCACUGGAGCGUUUCUACGCCUUUUCGUUUGCAUUUGUCCCCGUGCAGAUUGGUAUCAUUCUUUCCGCACUGUUGUGCAGCAACCACGUCACAUACCGCUUUGGCAAGGGGAUGAUGCCCAAAGCAUAUCAGCUUAAGCAGGAAGACAUCGCCAUCAUCGUCGACAAGUACGCUUCACAACUGGCGGACCAGUACGGAGCCGAGGGCGCCGCACAGCUCAUGGCAAAUGCAUCGAUGGGUAUUGGGAAAGACCCGUUCGCAUCACCUUCGGCCUCCGCCAACGCUUCUGCGACGGAGAUCAACCUGCAGAACAUGCCGACGAUGUACCAUGGGGACCGAGAACUAGGCUCCUCGCAUGUGAAGUACGAUUCGGUGGGCAGCAGGGCCCCAGACUCUGCCGACCCCUACGGCAGUUUGUGACUGGGCCAGCAGUUGCGCGUAAUUCUAUCUCGCACGACGAGUGCCAGUGGGUCGUCGGAGAGUGGCGCGGGGGACCGCAAGAAACGGUCGGGAUGGUGGAGCCUCGGUUUGGUUUGAGGGCGCCCUGUCAACGUUUCUCUGGCAGAUUGGGAUUGACUUGCGCUUCUGUUUGGAUUUCGUACUCUUGUUUUCGCUUCAUUGUUGGCAUCGCAUCGCAUCGCAUCGCACGCAGCAUAUAUACCGGCCGUCGUCCCAUUUACACACUCGCUCGCAUUACAUUGCAUCCCGAUCAUCGAACUGCAUCCUUAUCUAUGAUACGCUUAAUUCGUUUGAAUACCCAGAUGUAUAUUGUACUAUACCAUUUGGCGAAUUGCAUCAUUGAUAGGACCGGUGAAGCCAGAAUCGUCACUUGUCCCUUUAGAACCCG
This is a messenger RNA of Mycena citricolor, 2122 nucleotides long. The record is from the annotation of a GenBank genome assembly. NCBI's taxonomy places the organism in Eukaryota, Fungi, Basidiomycota, Agaricomycetes, Agaricales, Mycenaceae.